GUGCUAGUACACACCUUUUCCAGAUGAUAAUUAAGUCCCAAACUGCUUGGAAAAAGUACCAAGACAAUGUGAAGGGAAGCCACGGAGAACCAUGAAGUCCCUAGCAGCUGCAGUCCUGUUUCUAGUGCUGGUAAACCUCGUUUUGGAAUCAGAUACUACAGAUACCACCAGUAAACCUACAGAAUCUGCUUCAACACCCAAACCAGAGUCGCAUACUUCACAUCCCAAAGCUAAUCCAAAAACAGAUGUUUUAAUACCAAAACCAGAGUCGAACACUUUACAUCCUAAAGGCAAUCCAAAAUCAGAUGUUUCAACACCCACACCAGAUGCUACUACUAAAGCAGUGGAUAAUGCCAAUACCGGUGCAACAUCAGCUAUUGUAACUAUUAACACAAGUACUACAAUCAGUGCCGAAAAAGCAAUUCCAGAGGAUUCCCAGACAACUGUACAACUAGUGGCUGGAAGAAGAGAAGAAACCAAAGGUUCUAAAACAGAAACAGCUACAGCAGCUGGUGACACAAGCUCAACUACUGAAAUCACUAAGAAUGCUAAAAUUGAAGCAGCAGCAACAACUGUAUCUGGCAGUGCAACUACUGAUAAAACAUCUACGGCUAAUAAUAGAGAUCCAUUUUUAAACUCCACGGAAACUACUACCAUAUUAAGCACCUCCAUUACCAGGGUCCAUAAAUCUACUACAGGUAUGCAGGACUCUCAAGGGCCAACUCAUGAAACAGGAAAAUCUGCCUCUCCAGGAAAUACAGGAGACAAUGAAAAUACAGAAAAUAAAAAUACGGAGCAGCGAUCACCAAUGAUGGGUUUUAUUAUUCCACUAAGCAGCAUUUUGGUCCCAUUUUUAAUUGUUGUCUCUGUAUGUCUUUAUAAGAUGUGUCAAGGAAAGUCUCCAGUUGCAGAGAGUGCUGAAAAUAAACUAUCUGCCCAAAACAAAGAAAGUGUUAAACUACUUUCUGUAAAAUCAUCAGAUAUUGAUUCAGAUUUAAAAAGAGCAACGCCUUCGAACCACACAGAAUUUAUUGCUGAAUGCUAAAGACAUUACUCACUGACAUUACUCACUGUGACUUUAUUCCAAUAUGUGCUCGCAAUGUAAAUGUAAAAUCUUUUGACUCUUCAUGUGAAUGCUAUUGUAAGCUAAGUUUGGCUUAAGUUUGACUUAAUUUAGACCAAGUCUUAAUUUUUCAUUUCCAAUACGAAAUGCAUUUCUGUUUUGCUGCUUAUAUAAAUUGGUCUAUAUGUAUCAACCGAUUGGAAUGCAUUUAAAGGAGCAAAAGAUUACACUAGGCCAGCAGAUAAGGGUUACAUUGGAAAUAUGUUUUGCCUGUUACUUUAUUGCAACAUAAAAUAAUCUACAAUUGUAUCCUUUCUUGCAUUAAUUAGCACAAUUGUUUCUUUACUUACAUUUUAGCUUGCUAUGCUCGUUGCAGCACUACAGGGGUGCCUCAAAGAUAAGAUCUCUGUAUAAAAUUGGUAGAGUAGAAAAUCUGGUUACAUGAUGUCAGCCUCACUACCCAAGACCUUCCUUAAGGCCUUAUUUAUGAUUGUAAUUGCAAGGGCGGUCAUGUAAAAUGAAUGCAAUUGUUGUUUGUAAGUGGGAUUAUGGGGAAAAUGUUGUUUUGUGUGUAAAAAUGGCAAUUUGGGUCUGAAAUUGCACACUGCGGCUGUGUUCAUAUAUGACCGCUUUAGUUGUUGGCCCAAAUCCAAACAGACAAGCAGCUGAAUUAAAAUUGACACAGUCCUCAAUUAUACAGCUAAUUUUACUGCCACCCUCCUGACUUUCUAUGAACAAAGAAUCUACACUGGAAUGACCCUUCCUGGCUGGCUGCAUUGUUGAGAGUUCUUUAUCAUGACUUACACAAACUUGUUCCAGAGACAUAGCAUACAUGUAAAAACAAAUCAAUGAUCCAUUGGCACUUUUUGAUAUAAAAAAAUGAAUCAACAUUAAUAAAAUGCUGCAUUGUGGUUAAAACCAAACAAAAUAGCUCUAACAUUCCUGUUUCAGGAAAAUAUCCAGCCUAUAUAGCCUCUUUAAUGUUAAUCUUUUGGUAAAUGUGACUGAUUUGUGGCCCACAGCAUGAGUGAAAGUAUUAUAAUCAUUAUGACACUGUUCUGCCAUUGUACAAAUACAGGUACCAUAAGGGAUUCUAAAUAAAAAUACUAAAAUAAAUUUUCCUUUACUGUUAA
Molecule: messenger RNA, 2196 nt
Organism: Xenopus tropicalis (tropical clawed frog)
Lineage: Eukaryota; Metazoa; Chordata; Amphibia; Anura; Pipidae
Gene: emcn
Product: endomucin
Exons: 16
Coding region: 92-1045 (317 amino acids)
Source: RefSeq, a predicted model, not a curated record